This is a messenger RNA of Orussus abietinus, 2391 nucleotides long. RefSeq names its product RNA polymerase II-associated factor 1 homolog (gene Pof). The transcript is spliced from 6 exons. NCBI's taxonomy places the organism in Eukaryota, Metazoa, Arthropoda, Insecta, Hymenoptera, Orussidae. Bases 402 to 2105 code for a protein of 567 amino acids. Gene Ontology annotation, molecular function: RNA binding. The record is from RefSeq and is a predicted model, not a curated record.
UUUUCAUUCGUCUUAUCUGUUUCAAGGUCGAAAUUUCCAUUUCUACUCGGCGUUCCUCCCCUCCCCCGCGAGUGCAAGUAUUGCAGGUUAACUUAAGAGUGGGUUUUUAUGGAGUUAAAUUUAUGGAAUCUUUCAUUCUUGUGGGAUUUUUAUGAGACUACCAGAGAAAUGCUUAUUCGAGACUGCUGAGAUGUUUUGGAAUAAUUCAAAUAAGUUCAAAUAAUAGCUGCUAUUAACUCGUAAAUUUGAAGGUGACAGAAGAGAAUGGGGAAGUCAAGCGUCCCUUUGUCAAGCAAGAGACGCUUAACUUUGGAUACGACGCUUCUUAUGCGAAUUACUCAACGACUUCUUCUACUUCGACGAUUAACCAGCCUCUACCGGGGCAACCACCAUUGCCUCCCAUGCCUCCUCCACCAGGAGCGGUCCCACCACCCCCGCAUGUAUUCGGACCUGUACAUACUCAGGUUGCUCCGAUUCAAACAUGGGCGCAUCCACAGUCGUGGCAAUGGGUUACCCCACAGACAGCUCCGUUACCUCCUCAAACUUCCCGAGACAUUGUGACGAGUACAUUUCAAAGAGAAAUGCCUCUGAGGGUCAAUUAUAUCAGGAGAGGCAGAUUCAACCACAAUCCGAACAGUGUCUAUGUCCAGAGGAAUAAUUUUCACCGUAAGAACAGAAGGCUUCCACGGUUUGAUCAAAACCAGGGUCAGUUUGACCAAGCUGCUUACUUUGGAGCUGCACAGUCUGCUGGAAUUGGUUUGGAAUGGCAGCGAAGCAAUUUUGCUACACCAACGACAGAGGCUUUAAUGAACCAUGUUGCACUGUCCAAUCACCAGAUACCUCCGUUACCUCCAGGUGUUUCAGGAAUUAAUAGGCAUGGAAAAGACACCAGAGAUCAAGAAAUUAAAAUUGAAGAAGUGGUGGUCAAGAAAAGUAAGCAACGUAGACCAAUGUCUCAGAGCUACCCGAGUCGCCCUUGGAAUCGAGAAGAUGCCGAGAGAGCAUUACAAAUUGAAAAUGAGUACAACAAGACUGUCAAGGCUCAGAGUCUCAUAAUUAAAUUUCCAGACCCUGAUCUAAACAAAGACAUAGUCAGAGAAUUUCAUCCUGGGAUACAGAACAUACAUUUUCAGAGUCCCAGUGGACCUCGAUAUUGUUUCAUUCAAAUGGCAGAGAAUGUCAAUAUCGAUGAAGCAAUAAAAAAAUUAGAGGAGAUUCGGUUUGGAGUUGGAUAUUUACGAGUUGAAAGAAAAUCAUUAAGAGACAAAGAUAACCCAAUGCCGGAAGAAAUCGACCCAUACACAUUGUACAUAGGAAAUCUGCCUGAGUCAGUCAAUGUAAAUGAAGUUAAGAGCAAAUUCCCUACAGCAGCUCGAGUAGAUGUAGGACAUGCCCAGAAGAUGAGGAACACACGAUAUGCUUUUAUGAGAUAUAAUAGUGUAGAUGAAUCCAUAUCUGCUUAUAAAGAGGCUCAUAAUUUGAUGUGGGAUACCAGAAGUAUUAUUGUUAGAUUUAGAAGGCAACGAGGUAAUACUUGUCUUCCUGGAGAGCCAAAACCAAAUUUAAAGAAAGCCGGAGAUGAAGCGAGUGCAGCUGCCCAAAUUCAGAAGGAACACCAGAAUAGGGUUACGUCAACUUCUGCUGUUGAAACACCAACAUCAUUAGUAGCUUCGAUAACACCUGCUAAAACUGCAGAGCAACAACAGCCUUGGACUUCGCAACAACCUCAAAUACCAUCAGCCGCUGAAGCUCCCCCAGAACGCUCAGCAGAGACUGGUCCCAUUGAAGAAACAAUGAUCCUUACGGAUAUUAAGGAAGAACCUGAAGAUUAUGAAGAAAUGCCUAAUGAUAUUCACAUGGAGGAAGAUAUGGAUGAUGACGACGACGACGACGAUGACGACGAGCCUAACGAAUCCGAAGAAGAAGAAGACGACGAAGACAAUGAAGACGAGGAAGAUGAGGAAGACGACGAUGAAAUUAAUGGAAAUACAACUUCAGCAAGAGCUGAAAAACAUGAUAGCAGGUCAAAGGACGAAGAACCUUCCGAUGAUCUUGAUCAGAUGUUCAAUAACUUGGAAAGCAUUGCAGGAGAUAUCGGACUGUAAUGGUCCUUAAUGGAGUACAUUUUAUUCCGGUAAUAAUUUAGACUUAGAUUUUUAGAAUUUUACAAGACUCGAUUUCCCAAGUAAUUGUAAAUAUUAGUAGACGUAUAAUGUGAUGUAUUAGGAAGCUAUACACGUAAACCAUAUAAUUCUCAAUUAAGUCCAUUGUGCUUAAAUAUUUUACUGGCGAUUUAUUUUCAUACAGUAUGUCAAUAUCGCCCUUGAACUUACUUCAAGUUCACCCGAUCUUGUAAACCAUAUUUACUAUCAAUAAAAUUUUUAUUUUGCA